CGGCGUUGAAGAAGAAGUUUGGUAAGUAAUAUCCUCAUUUUUAAGAAUAAAUAAAUACCUUCUUUGCUAAUAAAUGUACAGGUUCCACGUCGACAAUCUCUCAUCCGCUCAUAUCUACCUCCGCCUCUCCGAAACCCAAUCAUGGGAAUCCAUACCUGAAGACCUCCUCACUGAUCUUGCUCAACUCACAAAAGCAAACUCCAUCGAAGGAAACAAGAAGGACAAUGUCACCAUCAUCUACACGCCAUGGAGCAACCUGAAGAAAGACGGCUCCAUGGCCACCGGCCAAGUCAGCUUCCACGACAACAAGAAGGUGAAGAAGAUCCUUGUGCCGACACGCAUAAACGCCAUCAUCAACCGCCUGAACAAGACCAAGGUAGAGAAGUUCCCCGACUUCGCCGCCGAGCGCGACGAGAUCAUGAAGGCAAAGGGCAAGAAGAACCAGGCUGGCGUUCAGGCGCGGAAGAAGGAGGAGGCGCGCAUUGCGAAGGAGAGGAGGGAUCUGAAGUACCAGAAGGAGCAUGCGUAUGAUGAUGUCUUCACGGAGGAGGCGCUGGAGGCGAGCAGCAACCAGAACAGAGAUGAUGACUACUUAUCGGACUUUAUGUAGAGGACGUAACUAUGGAUAGUUUGUUCUGUUAUAUGAGUUUAGAGAGCUUGUCUAUCCUCGGUUGAGGUGGCAGCGGUUUUCAACAUCCCUGAAUAAAAAUAUAGACGUUUGAGCCAAC
Molecule: messenger RNA, 728 nt
Organism: Pseudogymnoascus destructans
Lineage: Eukaryota; Fungi; Ascomycota; Leotiomycetes; Thelebolales; Thelebolaceae
Exons: 3
Coding region: 74-610 (178 amino acids)
Source: RefSeq, a predicted model, not a curated record